UUAAAAAGAUAUCAUUUAAUACAGAAAAAUGGCUGUCAGAAUUCAUUUACUUUGCCUGGUGCUUUGUGGAUUUACGGUCUCAGAGAGACCUCUUACUUAUAAUACUGCUCCUGCACCUUUGGAUUUUGGUUUUGUACCCACUGGAAGCUACGAUACCAAUGCCUACCAUGAGCCUGGGCCUAUAGGGUUAUUAUUUCAUAUAGUACAGGGAUUCUUGUAUAUAGUUCAACCUAACUCUUUCCCGCAAGAACUUGUGAAAAAGAUAGCACAACAAAAGUUUGCUGAAACACGCAGUGACUAUCAAAAGACGCUACAUUAUGAGGUUGGCUUUAUUAUCGCUGCUGCAGUAGGAGUGCUCUUUUUUCUGCUGAUGCCUCUGGUGGGUCUUUGCUUUUGCAUGUGUCGUUGCUGUGACAACUGUGGUGGAGAAAUGCAUCAAAGACAAAAGAAAAACGCUGACUGUCAGAGGGGCUGUUUUGCAACAUUUCUUUUUGUUACAUCGCUACUAAUUAGUGUUGGUGUACUUUGUGCCUAUGCUGCAAAUCAGAACCUCACAAACCAAAUCAGGGAAUCCAGAAAACUGGUGCAAAGCAACUUUAAAGACCUAAGAACAUUAAUUCAUGAUACCCCAAUGCAAAUCGACUUUGUACUGAACAAAUUUAACAUGACCAAGGACAAGGCGCUGUUAGAGCUUAACAAUGUCGGACCCCUACUCAGCGAGCGAGUUCAUGAACACCUAGCAAAAGACGUGCGCCCUGCUUUUGACGCUGUUCUUACCAUAGCCGGAGCAAUCAGAGAGACAAAAGAGGCUUUGGAAAAUGUAAGUGUGGCCGUAGAAGUACUGCAAGAAGCCACCAACAGAUUGCAUGCAAACCUUACUGAAGCCAAGUUGCAACUCAACAGCACACUCAGUGAUCCGGCCUGCUCAACUGAUGUUGCUAUGAAGCCGUGUAAUGUUAUAAAAAACUCUUUAAGCCAGUUAACGAUCAAUUCAAAUUUCAGCGCGUUACCGGAUGUAAGCCCACAUCUGUUCAAGUUAAAUAAUGUCCUCAGAACUGAUCUCAGCAACUUGGUUCAAAAGGGUUAUGCUGCAUUUAAUAAUACACCAGAAAUGGUACAUAACCAGACAAGAAAUAUUGAAGAAGAUGUGAAAAAUAUUUUGGAUUCUGUUGGUUCUAAUAUCACAAACUUUUCCAAAAUGAUUCCCGUCCUUCAUGUGCUAUCCAACUUAACAUCCUAUCUUACUCAGAGUGAAAUGUAUGUUCGGGAUUAUUACCCUGUGGUUGAGCAGUAUGAUUUUUACAGGUGGCUGGGAUCUCUUGUCCUCUGCUGUAUGAUGACUUUAAUUGUUAUCUUUUACUACUUGGGAUUACUUUGUGGUUCUUGUGGUUAUGACCAACACGCUUCCCCAACUGCGCGAGGAUGCAUUUCUAAUACUGGAGGCAAUUUCCUUAUGGCUGGUGUCGGUUUUAGCUUCCUGUUUUCCUGGGUGAUCAUGCUAAUUGUGCUGGUUACGUUUCUGGUCGGUGGGAAUAUUGAAAAACUUGUUUGUGAACCUUUUCAAGACAAGUCUUUGUUUAAGGUUUUGGACACCCCCUACCUAAUAAACUCACAAUGGAAAAAUUACCUGUCUGGGAUCUUGUUUCACAAUCCUAAUGUAAAUCUGACUUUUGAAAAAGUUUACAGUGAAUGCAAAGAGAACAAAGGCAUUUUUACCGCACUCCAAAUUGAUAAUAUUUUUAACCUAAAUGAGUUUUUGAACCUCAGCAUGUACAUUGAUGACAUUUCUGAUAGAAUUGAUAUGCUGAAUAUAAACUUGAGUAAUGUUAUAUUACUGGAUGAAAAAGGAAAACGGAAUUUAGAAGAUUUUAGUGCAACAGGAAUUGCUGAUAUAGACUUUGAUGCGUUUCUAUCAGAGGUAAGCAAAAGUAGCACAAAAGUGGAUCUUCUGGCAUUUGCUAAUGAACUCGAAGAAAAUGCAGACAUGUUGCCAAAAGGAGCUUUAGGAAAUGCAUUAAAAGGACAUGCAAGUAGUAUACGACUCAUCCAUAUUCAGCAAGUUGUUCCACUGGAGCAGGCAAUGAAAUAUGUUAAAGCUAGGAGCACAUUAAAUCAGAGCAUUAAAUUGUUACAAAGGACAGCAUUUGAUCUUGAGGGAAAAGUAAUUGAUGUAAUCACAUCAAUUGAUGCGGCUCAGAUGCUGAUAAACAACAAUGCCUCCUUAAUUAUAAAACAGGAGUCCAGAAAAUUUAUGGAUACAGUGAUUGGCUACUUUGUUCAUUACGUCCAAUGGGUGAAAGAUUCGAUUGCCUUGGACGUAGCAGGAUGUAAACCCAUAGCAAAUGUAGUUGAUACGGCUGUAGAUGUCUUCUUAUGCAGCUACAUAGUAGAUUCUGUGAACUCCUUUUGGUUUGGAUUGGGAGGUGCUACAGUCUUCUUAAUUCCAGGCAUCAUUUUUGCUAUUAAGUUGGCAAAAUUCUAUCGCAGGAUGGACACAGAAGAUGUUUAUGAUGAUGUUGAAACAGUUCCUAUGAAAAAUAUGGAAAAUGGUAAUAAUGGUUAUCAUAAUGGGUAUUUGUAUGGUAUUCACAACCCUAUUAUGGCAAGCAUGUCUUCAUAUGACACCCUGAAUAGAUUCCCUCGCGCUUCUGCCCCCCCAUGUCCAGAUGAUUGAUGUAUCCUACCCACUGGUUUGAGAAUGUGAAGCGCUAUUGAACAGUGGUAGAAGACACUGGAAAACCGUUGCAGGUUCAGGAUUCAAGCUGUGCACAUGAAGAUGGAAUGCUGCUUUAGUUGGUGCAAUGUGCGCCCUUUAUGCUAUGAGUAGCAAAUUACAAGCCUGUGCUGUAACAAAGAAAUUCAUGGAAAUUCUCACUUUCCAUCCAAGAUGAAAAAUCUCGGUGCAACAAACACAAAGUUCUGAUUUGUUAAAAAUAAACUGAAUUCAUCCACUGCCAAGAAAAACUGAACAUAUAACAGUAAGGGAUAAUAUGAGUUUACACUAGAGCUAGCUUUUAUAUCAAGGAUUUUUUUUAAAUUAUUUUCACUAUUUAUUUUAGUAGAUUAGUUUUACAUAUUUUCCACAAGGUAUUACAGCAUAACAUAUUCAACAUUAAAAAACACAAAGCAUGGUUCAUUUAGAUAUAUAUUGUUUAAUAUGAAAUGUUUUCUGCUAAUAUUAUUUUUAAAAUUCCCUUGAAAAUGUCUUGUCGCUAUUCUAAAUUUUAACAGCCAUUUCCAUCCACAAUACGAUUUGUAUGUUCUGUUUAUGUAUUAAAAGAAAAAAGAAAAAAGCCCUGGAAAUAUCUGAAUUACUAUACUGUGAUAUUUAUAUAUUUAUCUCACAAAGUAUAUUUGUAUGAAAAUACAAUAGACCAGGUUUGUCCUGUUAUUUUGGCAUCUGGAUCACUGGACAAGCACAGACUCUCCAAACAGUAUUAAAUCUACAUUAUUAAUUAGAUGUCAGGAAUGGAUUUGCUCAACCAAACCAUAGUUUUAACUUAAAUAGAGUUAAUUAAAGGAAAUUAAAUGUACUUAUAUUAUCAA
This is a messenger RNA of Bombina bombina (fire-bellied toad), 3546 nucleotides long. RefSeq names its product prominin 1 (gene PROM1). The transcript is spliced from 28 exons. NCBI's taxonomy places the organism in Eukaryota, Metazoa, Chordata, Amphibia, Anura, Bombinatoridae. Gene Ontology annotation, molecular function: cholesterol binding. Bases 29 to 2674 code for a protein of 881 amino acids. The record is from RefSeq and is a predicted model, not a curated record. Gene Ontology annotation, cellular component: prominosome; microvillus; apical plasma membrane.